AUGUCUUUAUCCAAGACGACCAAGUCAUACAGUUACCGGUCUGUAGGAGGCGGAAAUGCUGACAUAAAUAUCGACUAUUCCCACGACCUCAGCGCUUUAUCUCGGCUUGAAGAUAAGAUCAGACUUCUGCAAGAAGACUUAGAAUCGGAACGCGAACUCCGACAACGUAUUGAAAGAGAAAAAGCUGAUGUGAGUGUGCAAUUAAUAUCUCUCAGUGAACGUUUGGAAGAAGCUGAAGGCGGUGCCGAUAAUCAAUUUGAAAUUAAUAAGAAACGUGACACAGAACUUACUAAGCUCCGUAAACUAUUGGAAGAUGUCCAUAUUGAAUCUGAAGAAACAGCUCAUCUUUUGCGUAAAAAGCAUCAAGAGGUCGUCGCUGACUUCCAAGAACAGCUGGAUCAACUCGCCAAAGCAAAAGCUAGGACCGAAAAAGAAAAGGCUAAAUUCCAACAAGAAGUUUACGAACUUUUGGCCCAAAUUGAAAGUGCUAACAAGGAUAAAUACACUUCGAUUAAGACAAUUGAAAAACUAGAGAUCACUAUUCAUGAACUUAACAUUCGCAUUGAAGAAAUUACAAGAUCUGUCACUGAAAUCACUUCGAUCAAGAGCCGUUUGUCAAUUGAAAAUAUUGAAUUGGUUAAAGAAGUUCAAGAUUUAAAAGUAUCAAUUGAGAACACUACAUAUCUUAAGUCUCAAAUUGCUGGACAAUUAGAAGACGCUCGCAGACGACUAGAAGAUGAUGAAAGAAGACGCUCACUUUUAGAAUCUAACUUACAUUCAGUAGAAGUUGAAUUAGAAUCAGUAAGAGUUCAAAUGGAAGAAGAAUCUGAGGCUCGUUUAGACCUCGAGAGACAAUUAAUCAAGGCUAAUGGUGAAUCUCUAGCAUGGAAAUCGAAAUAUGAUUCUGAAGCAUCUGCUAGGGCCGAGGAAGUUGAAGAGCUACGUCGUAAAUACUCCGCACGUAUCCAAGAACAGGAGGAACAUAUCGAAACACUUUUGGUUAAAGUCAACAAUUUGGAGAAACAGAAGUCUAGGCUCCAAAGUGAAGUUGAAGUUCUUAUUAUUGAUUUGGAAAAGGCUAACAACACUGCAAGAGAUUUGCAAAAACGUGUUGAGCAUUUGGAAAGAGUCAACAUUGACUUGAAGAGUCGCCUUGACGAGACAACUGCAUUGUUUGAACAAGGACAACGGGACUUGAGAAACAAACAAAAUGAAAUUCAAAGAUUAACCCACGAAUUGGACAAAACCAGGGAACAAAAGGAUCAACUUACUCGUGAAAACAAGAAAUUGGCUGACGAUCUACACGACGCCAAGAACACUAUUGCUGAAUACAACAGAAGAUUGCACGAGUUAGAAUUAGAACUCAGACGGUUGGAGAACGAACGUGAUGAACUUAGCGCUGCUUACAAAGAAGCCGAAGCUGGAAGAAAAGCUGAGGAAGGUAGAUCAUUCAGAUUGUCUGCUGAACUUACACAAUUCAGACAUGAAGCUGAAAAACGUUUGGCCGAAAAAGAUGAAGAAAUUGAAUCUAUUCGCAAGCAAACAAGCAUCGAAAUUGAACAACUGAGUGCUCGCGUAGUUGAAGCCGAGACAAAAUUGAAGACCGAAGUGACGAGAAUUAAGAAGAAGCUGCACAUUCAGAUAACUGAAUUGGAAAUGUCAUUAGAUGUGGCCAACAAAAAUAACAUUGAGCUACAAAAAACUAUCAAAAAGCAAUCUCUCCACUUAACGGAAUUGCAAGCUCACUACGACGAAGGUCAACGCCAGUUGGCUGUUACAUUGGAUCAAUUGGCCAUUGCUCAGCGCAAGAUCCAAUCUCUUACUGGAGAAAUGGAAGAACUCCGUGGAAACUACGACGCUACAUUGCGCAACAAACGUGCCAUUGAAAUUAUGUAUGAAGAAUCACAGAGCCGUGUUAACGAAUUGACCACUAUCAACGUUAACUUGUCGUCAUCCAGAUCUAAGAUUGAACAAGAACUACACCAAUUGGUAUCAGACUACGAAGAAGUAUCUAAGGAGUUGAGAAUAUCAGAUGAACGUUACCAACGGGUGCAAAUUGAAAUGAAACACACCGUAGAAGUAUUGCACGAAGAACAAGAGAGAGUGAUUAAGAUCGAAGCCAUCAAGAAGUCGUUGGAAAUCGAAGUCAAGAAUAUUUCUGUUCGUCUCGAAGAAGUCGAAGCCAACGCUAUUGUGGGUGGCAAACGCAUUAUUGGCAAAUUAGAAGCCAGAAUUCGCGACUUGGAAUUAGAAAUCGACGAAGAAAAACGUCGUCACGCCGAGAGCAUUAAGAUCCUGCGCAAGAAGGAACGUUCUCUCAAGGAGCUGGUCAUCCAAAGCGAAGAAGACCAUAAGAACGUGCAGCUCUUACAAGAAGCUUUAGACAAAGUCAACCAGAAGGUCAACAUUUACAAGAGGCAAUUACAAGAACAGGAAGGUAUGAGCACCCAGAGUGUAACUCGAGUGAGGCGAUUCCAGAGAGAAUUGGAAGCAGCCGAAGACAGAGCCGAUACUGCUGAAAGCAAUCUGUCUUUGAUCCGCGCCAAGCACAGGAGCUUCGUGACAACCUCACACCCAGGCUCUCAAGUGUAUGUUGUGCAAGAAUCGAGGGCUACAACUACGUCUUCAGAACAAUAUUAA
This is a messenger RNA of Macrosiphum euphorbiae (potato aphid), 2640 nucleotides long. The record is from the annotation of a GenBank genome assembly. NCBI's taxonomy places the organism in Eukaryota, Metazoa, Arthropoda, Insecta, Hemiptera, Aphididae.